UACAAUGGAUACUGUUCUAGCAGGAACCGUUAAAAGAAAUAAAAAGAAAACGAAGAGUGUUUGCAAGACGAUGAAAUUACUUGAGACUAGUUGGACGGUUCAGGCCAAGUUAUUCUUUCAGAAUUGCACGUUGCACGGCGUUAAGUAUUUAACAGAAAAAGGACGGCCUCUUUCAGAAAGGAUAAUAUGGUUUUUAUGCGUUGCAAUUGCAGCGGUAACAGCAACGAUAAUAAUAGUAAGUUUGUGGGAAAAAUUUCAAACGAAUCCAACUAUAACAGGUCUAGAUACGGAUUUUCAUGAUUGGGAAGUAGCUUUUCCGGCUAUAACAGUCUGUCCAAGUGCCCCAAUCGACAUUGAAGCGAUAACGAACUACAUUAAAACUAACGAAAUAGUGAAAGAAAAUCAAGAUAAAUUUAUUAACUUUGUUACGAACUUUAUUAAAACGUCGUACAGCGAGUUGAAAAUGUUUGAUGAUGAAUUUUAUACGGGUGACAUCUUUAUUUCUGAUUCGAUGGAUUUAAGAGACUUUGCAAUGCAAUUCGUGAAGUCGUGCGAGAACGUGUUCACAGAGUGCAUCUGGAAGUCAGAAAGUUACGUUUGUUGCGAUGGUUUUUUUCCAAUUUUUACGGAAAUUGGAUUUUGCUACACCUUUAACUCUCGUCACUACGAAAUGAAUGUUCAACGAAAUGGAUCUAAAAUUAUUAAUUUCGACAAAAAAUACAUUAAAGAAACCGAUAUUAAAUGGUCAUUAAAAUUUAAUUUAGAACCACCAACGAAUUCAUCAAGUAUCCCAAUUUUUAUUCAUAAUUCGGAUGAAGUUCCCGGAUUAGAAAUUAAACCGCAACAUUUAUGGACGGGAAAAGUAGACAAAAUUUCUUUUUCAGUUAAACAAACCUACACAACAGAAGACGCGAGGCAAUUAACAACAAAACAGCGUCAUUGCGUGUUUGAAGAUGAACAAAAAUUACUUAUUGAUCAUAUUUACACGUUUAGCGCAUGUACGAGGGAGUGUAGAAUGAGAAAUUCGAUGAAAUUCUGCGAUUGCGUUCCUCAUUUUUAUCCGAGAAUUGAUGAUCACUUUAAACAUUGCACAUUAAAACAACUUAAAUGCGUUGAAGAAAAUUCGGACGAUAUCCAAAACGUUGAUAAAUGUUUAUGUUUGUUGGGGUGUUCAAAUACCGUUUAUGAAGUGGAGAAAUUUAACGAAAAUUUGGAAUCGACUUCAUUAGAAACCGAGUUUGUUUCAUGGCCGAUGGUUAGAUACAAAAGAGAGGUUCUUUUUGGUUGGGUGGAUCUCUUGGUAUCUUUUGGUGGGAUAGCCGGUCUUUUCCUCGGAUUUAGUUUACUUUCAGCCGUUGAAAUCGUUUACUACUUUGUAAUACGAGCUUGGUGUAUGUUGAGAAUGGAAAAGGAGGAGCUUAAACGGGUGCAAAGGGAUGCGAAUUUAAAACGGAAGAGGGGUGGGCACGAUAUGAGCUUGGUUCCGAAGUGUUUUGAUAAAAAUCGAACGGUUUACAGAAGAAAUAUUAAUUUUGUUUCAUCUAACAGAAUAACCCCGAUGGAACAACAGAAAAAUAGAGAAUUGAUUGUUUCGCCAUUUGGGAUUGAAUAUUUAAACUAA
Molecule: messenger RNA, 1621 nt
Organism: Onthophagus taurus
Lineage: Eukaryota; Metazoa; Arthropoda; Insecta; Coleoptera; Scarabaeidae
Source: RefSeq, a predicted model, not a curated record